Salvelinus sp. IW2-2015 is the source of this 6817-nucleotide messenger RNA. Lineage: Eukaryota; Metazoa; Chordata; Actinopteri; Salmoniformes; Salmonidae. The record is from RefSeq and is a predicted model, not a curated record.
CUGCUGAAGUUUUGUGAUUACGAGUUCUUGUUUCAAAAAGGCGUCAAUUGGAAUGGGACUGUGUGAUACUUUCUAGCUGCUGUUCCCGCAAGAACUGAGACAUUGUUAUCACAUCUGAAACGUUACUUUAUGUACUUAUUUUUUGUCAUUUUUACUUUUUUAAUUGAGAAUUUGGAGACGUUCCGAUUAAGAUUUGUUUAGGUCAAAUUACACACGAAUCCGGGUGAAGAGUGUCUUGAAAUUGGAUUAGAAAGGAUUUUUUAAUUCUCUAAUAUUUCUAGUUUUGUAUCAAUGGUGAGGAAACAGCAGAACACGAGUGGGACUUUGAAUGAGCCCAACUCCGCAUCGAUUUUCUUUGGGAAGUUACUUAACUUUGAGAAGCUGAUUUGAUCUACUCAUAUUCUUAGCUUCUGGACCUUUUAGCCUUUAACUGAACUGCAACUAGUUAUUAUUGCCUGUAAUACGAAAGUUGAAUCUACUUUUUGGGGAUUCCUCCUUUUAUAUAUUUUUUAAUUCAGUGUUUAUUUUUUUAGUUUUAAAGACUGUUGUUUUUGUUUGCCACGGUGGAUACCAUGCUACCGACUGUGCAGGAGAAGUGGACGGCGUAUCACUGGGGGAUAUGGGUUCUGAUGUGCGGAUUGCUGUGCUCUGCCGCGGUGAAUGGAUGUCCUCACAAAUGCAGUUGCUCUGGAUCUCAUGUGGAUUGCCAGGGUCAAGGCUUCAGGACCGUGCCUAAAGGAAUACCUAGGAACGCGGAGCGUUUGUAAGGGAUUUGGAACAGGAAUAACAUCACCAGGAUCACUAAAGUUGACUUUUCUGGCAAUAAAAACCUGCGAGUUCUGCACCUAGAGGACAACCAGAUCACAGUGAUUGAGAGGGGGGCGUUCCAGGACCUCAAACAGCUAGAGAGACCGCGUCUGAACCGGAACAAGCUGCAGGUUCUCCCAGAGCUGCUGUUCCAGUCCACACCCAAGCUUGGCCGCCUAGACCUCAGUGAGAACCAGAUCCAGGCGGUUCCUCGUAAGGCUUUCCGUGGGAUCACAACUGUCAAAAACCUGCAACUGGACAGCAACCACAUCAGCUGUAUCGAAGAUGGAGCCUUCCGAGCCCUGCGCGAUCUGGAGAUACUCACCCUCAACAACAACAACAUCACCCUCAUCCCUCUGUCYAGCUUCAACCACAUGCCCAAGCUGCGGACUCUGCGUCUGCACUCUAACAAUCUGCACUGCGACUGCCACCUGUCCUGGCUGUCCGACUGGCUGCGGCAGAGGCAUGGCCUGGCCCCCUUCACCCAGUGCAUGGCCCCCGCCAGCAUGAGGGGCCUCAACAUCCCUGAUGUCCAGAAGAAAGACUUCACCUGCACAGGCCCGGCUCAGGCAGAGCCUCGUACCUGUAUUCCCCAGGCAUCAGUAUGUCCGAUCUCCUGCACCUGUAACAACAACAUUGUGGAUUGUCGUCACAAGGGUCUGACUGAGAUCCCUGCCAACCUGCCCGAGGGCAUCGUAGAGAUUCGUCUGGAGCAGAACCUGAUCAAAGACAUUCCUGCUGGAGCCUUUCCAUACAAGAAACUCAAGAGGAUCGACCUGAGCAAGAAUCAAAUCUCUGAUAUCGCCGCCGAUGCCUUCACUGGCUUACGCUCCCUGACUUCACUGGUCCUGUACGGGAACAAGAUAGCUGAGAUUCCUAAGGGCCUGUUUGAUGGGCUUGUCUCUCUUCAGCUACUGCUACUGAACGCCAACAAGAUCAACUGUCUGAGGGUGAACACCUUCCAGGACCUGCAGAGCCUCAACCUGCUGUCUCUGUACGACAACAAGCUGCAGACCAUCAGCAAGGGCCUGUUCGCCCCGCUCCGCUCCAUCAAGACCAGCCACCUGGCUCAGAACCCUUUCAUGUGUGACUGCCAUCUCAAGUGGCUGGCUGACUACCUGUUUGACAACCCCAUUGAGACCAGCGGAGCCCGCUGCAGCCACCCCCGUCGCCUGGCCAACAAACGCAUCAGCCAGGUCAAGGGAAAGAAGUUCCGUUGCACAGGUACAGAGGACUACCGUAGCAGACUGAGUGGAGAGUGUUUCCAGGAUCUGGUGUGUCCAGAGAAGUGUCGCUGUGAAGGCACUGUGGUGGACUGCUCCAACCUCAAACUGACCAAACUGCCCCCACACCUCCCCGAGCACACCACAGACCUGCGCCUGAACGACAACGAAAUCUCCAUCCUGGAGGCCGCGGGGACUUUUAAGAAGCUGCCCAACCUGAAGAAGAUUAACCUUAGCAACAACAAGCUGAGGGAUAUCCGUGAGGGGGCCUUUGACGGAGCCGGGGGGGUCUUGGAGGUUCUGCUGACUGGCAACAAGCUGCAGGCACUGCAGGGACGCAUGUUUAGAGGUCUCACUGGACUCAAGACCCUGAUGCUGAGGAGUAACCAGAUAGGCUGUGUGGACAACACCACUUUCACAGGCCUGAGCUCUGUACGUCUGCUGUCCCUCUACGACAACCGGAUCUCCACCAUCGCCCCGGGAGCCUUCACUACACUGCACUCCCUCUCCACCAUUAACCUGCUGUCCAACCCCUAUGUGUGUGACUGCCACCUGGCCUGGCUGGGUCUGUGGCUGAAGAAGACCAGGGUUGUGAGUGGGAACCCUCGCUGCCAGAAACCUGCCUUCCUCAAGGAGAUCCCCAUCCAGGACGUGGCUAACCCUGACUUUACCUGCGACGGCACUGAGGAGAAUGUGUGUUUUCCGGUGUCUCGCUGCCCAGAGUCGUGCACAUGCUCAGACACAGUGGUGCGCUGCAGUAACCGGGGGCUGCGCACUCUGCCCAAAGGCAUCCCCAAGGACACCACUGAGCUAUACAUGGAAGGUAACCUCCUGAUGUCCAUCCCCAAAGAACUGUCCACACUUAAGCAACUAUCUCUUGUAGACUUAAGUAACAACAGCAUCAGCACCGUGGCCUCCAUGGCCUUCAGCAACAUGACUCAGCUCGCCACUCUGAUCCUGAGUUACAACCAGAUUCGCUGUAUCCAAGUACACGCAUUUGAUGGACUUAAAUCUCUGCGUCUCCUGACUCUCCACGGAAAUGACCUUUCAACUAUACCAGAGGGAGCCUUCAACCAUUUGACAUCUCUGUCUCAUCUGGCUUUGGGUGCCAACCCCCUGUAUUGUAACUGUGACCUGCGCUGGCUGUCCCAGUGGGUGAAGGCUGGCUUCAAGGAGCCUGGCAUCGCCCGCUGUACUGGACCACCUGACAUGGCCGACCGCCUGCUGCUCACCACGCCCCUCAACCGCUUCCAGUGCAAAGGACACAGAUACCAACUUAAACCUUCUAGCCCUCUAAGGGCAUAUCUCUUCUCUGGGCCCUCCCAGGGUCAGAACUGUGAGAUAGCCAUCAACGCCUGCAUCAGUUUCCCCUGUGCCAACGGGGGGACCUGCCACCUGAUGCCAGGCCAAGCGGAACAGUUCAGCUGUACGUGUCCACCUGGCUACGAGGGUCUACAGUGUGAGGUGAACCCAGAUGACUGUGAGGACAAUGACUGCGAGAACAACUCCACCUGUGUGGACGGCAUCAACAACUACACCUGCGUCUGCCCCCCCAACUACACAGGGGACCUAUGUGAGGAGGUGGUGGACAACUGUAUGCAAGGCUUCGACCCCUGCCAGCAUGACUCCAAGUGCAUCCCCCUCGCCAAAGGCUUCAGGUGUGAGUGCUUGCCCGGCUACGUGGGCCAACACUGUGAGCAGGACUACAACGACUGUCUGGAGAACAAGUGUCAGCAUGGGGCCGAGUGUGUGGACGCUGUCAACGGGUACACCUGCGUGUGUAAGGAGGGCUUUAGUGGUCUAUUCUGCGAGAACCCUCCUCCUAUGAUCCUGCUGCAGACCAGCCCAUGUGACCAGUCAGAGUGUCAGAAUGGUGCCCAGUGUCUAGUGGUGGAAGGGGAGCCUGUGUGUCGCUGCCUGCCAGGCUUCACCGGAAACAAGUGCCACAAGAUCGUCACCGUCCACCUCUUGGGCAAAGAGACCUACCUGGAGCUGCCCAGCAUCAAGAUACGCAACUCUGUCCACAUCUCCCUACAGGUGGCUACAGAUAAGGACAACGGUAUUCUGCUCUACAAGGAGGAUCAUGAUCCUCUAGCUCUAGAGCUGUACCAGGGACACAUACGCAUAAUCUACGACAUCGCUAACUACCCGCCGACCACCGUCUACAGUGUUGAGUCUGUGAGUGACGGUCUAUUCCACACGGUGGAGCUCCUGAUUCAGAACCACUCUCUAAGCCUGGUGGUGGACAAGGGAUCCCCCAAGAGCCUGGGCAAGCUGCCCCGCCAGCCCUCUGUGGACCACAACACACAGCUCUACAUAGGAGGUGUGCCCUCAGCGGUAAUGGCGUCCGGACUGCGUUCAGGUCCCGAUCGCAGCCCCCAGGCCUUCAACGGCUGCAUCCACAACGUCAGGAUCAACGGAGAGCUCCAGGAUCUGGGGGCAGCACUGCGCGGGUUAGAAGGCAUCCUGCCAGGCUGCCACUCUUGCAGCGUGUGUGCCCAGGGCGCCUGCAGACAGAGGGGGGAGACGGGUGUGUCCUGUGAGUGCCCACCCAGCCGCAGCGGACCCCUCUGUGACCAGAGGAUUGCCCCUAGCCCCUGUCAGAGCAGCAGGUGUGUCCAUGGGCUGUGUGUGCCUAAGGCGUCGUCCUACAGUUGUCAUUGUGCUGACGGCUACACAGGGCAGUACUGUGACAGGAGAGAGGAGCCCCAAGCUUGUAAAGGACACCAGUGUGGACACGGGGAGUGUAGGGUCACAGAGAGCGGGGAGCCCUCCUGCCAUUGCCAGCCGGGCUACACUGGCCCUACCUGUGACGCAGAACCGGCGUGCCAGGGAGAGGUGGUGCGUGAGCUGCUGAAGCGGCACCAGCCCAUGAAGACGUGCACCUCCACCAGUAAGAUCCCCCGGGUGGAGUGUCCCCGCGCCUGCGACGGAGGCUUCUGCUGCACCCCAUCCAAGAGCCGGAGGCGGAAAGUGGUCUUCAAGUGCACCGACGGAUCCUCGUACUCUGAGGAGAUGGAGACCACCCUGGAGUGUGGCUGUGCCAAGUGCCCGUUGUAAUAUCAUGUCAUCGCCAUGGAAACAACCACAAACAAAACAAGGGACCUGCUGCCAGAGAGCAAAAAUAAAAUAUAUUGUAAAAUAAAACAUAGAACUUAUUUUUAUUAUGGGAUUUUUUUUUUUUUAAAGAAGAGACUUGAUAAUUGUUUUUAAUAUGUCGAAUAUUAUUGUCAUAUGAGAAGUUAUUUUGUACCUUAAGAAAAAAAAAGAAAAAAAGAUUAACAUUCCUGAAAGUAUAUGAAUUUAUAUGUAUGUAUAAAUCUAUAUAAAUGUAACGUUAUAACCUAACCCAUGGUUUUUAUUUGCUCAGUGUAUUAUUGCAUGUGUGUGUACGUGUUGAUGUGGUAGGGGAGUCUUUGGACACUUUAAAUGUGGAGCGAGACAGUGAGACAGCGAGUUGUACAAAAAGGCUGCGAAGGGAAGGAGGAGUUGGUGCUGCAUCUCCCCAGACAUAAAGAAGAGGAAGGCAGUCUUUUUCUCAUCUUCAGCUAUGGAGGCAAACAAAGGAACUGUCCCACUUUGCUCCCCAGCUUUAUAAUGGACUUCAUCCCCACCACAGAGCUAGCUGAGCUCUCUCUAGAGGAUAUGAACUCUUAUCCACGGAGCUUGCAAACAGUGAUUGUUACUUUGUGCCAUAGGAAUCCCAUUUACAUUGUUGUUGUUGAUUUAUAUUUGUCCGCUGUUUCACAUCAGAGAUUCUAGAGUACAACCACAUUGAGCAACAGAUGUUGAAAAUAAAUAUUUUGGGCUAAAAAGACAUUCAAAAUAUGUAUUUCUGGUUGAAAAUACAUAUUCUCUAUGGCUUGUGCUCACUGGGAUGGGCCAAGAUGGCUUCUAUAGAUGUCUUCUAGACAGAGUCUGUCAGCCAGUGAAGUUCUCCUGAGAUUCUGUAACGUGUUUGUUUCUUGCACGAUUGCAUGUGAGAGACUGGCAGUCCAAGACAGAAUGUGAACUUUCUUUAUGAUACGGCAACGGAAUAACCGCGCUGCCAUUAUACGAUGGUUCCCUUCAUAGAAACGUAAUCUAGAUCCAGUCAUGCAGUUUGCCCUGGCGUUCUGGAGUCAUUCAGCGAAAUAACUUGGUGUUCUAGAAUCCUCCGAAUGAGAACUUGUUGUGUCGGUGGUCACAGCUCAGAUGGAAAAGGACUUUAUAAUGCUUGGCCUACCCUGGCCUGCGAAAUCAUUGUUGGACUCAAAUCAUAACCGUCCAUUACUACUAACACUAUUAAAUGCAUAGAUGAAGCCCAUAACUACUGUAUUGUUUACUUUGUAAACAUGUGUUUACCAUAGGAUUUGAGGUAUCAUCACAGUCAGUCAGAAAAUAUUUGGUAACACUUGAAUUGUAUAUUAUUUUAUUAGCACAUUUUGAUACUGUCAUAGAGUGCAGUACAUGUCAAAUACAGUGUUAGCAAAUAUUCUUUCCAUUGAGAGUUUGGCAGUGAUCAAGUUCAGUACACCCUCCAACACCCCCAGUACCUCACUCGAACUACUCCAAUACCCCCAUGCCUCAAAACAUUCAAUUAAAUGAUUCUGUAUGUAUGGAAGGUGCAGGCUCUACAAUGUAAAUGAUCUUAUUUCAGAUGCCUUAUAUUCAGUAAUAAUAAUAAUAACAACUAUCAUGGUGGCCAUACUAUAAGGUGCAUCCUCCAGACAUAGAUAUAUUUCUGGUAAAACAUGAACUUGUGAGUGAUGAAUAAUUAUGUUGAAAUUAAACUACCAUGAAACUAG